ACCCGCCCGCAUUAAUAUGCUGUCGUUGCGACGGAUAGCUGUGACCACAAGGAAUCUCCCGUUCUCCACAAUCCAGGGAAUCAGAUCCCUUACAACCAAAGCAUCCUACAACAACAUCCUUGUCGAAAAGCGGGGGAAAGUUGCCCUUCUUACAUUGAACCGGCCGAAGGCGCUCAAUGCUUUGAACAGCGAAUUGAUGAAUGAACUGCAAGAUGCUAUGAGCACCUUGGAUACCGACUCAGGCGUUGGGGCAUUCGUUCUCACAGGGAGCGAGAAAGCAUUUGCGGCAGGAGCGGAUAUCAAAGAGAUGUCUUCCAAGACCUUUGUUGACACUUACAAGGGGAAUUGGCUGUCUAACUGGGGCUCUAUCAGCCGACUCAGGAAGCCCAUCAUUGCUGCUGUGAACGGCUACGCUCUUGGCGGUGGAUGCGAAGUUGCCAUGAUGUGCGAUAUCAUCUAUGCGGGGGACAACGCUCGUUUUGGACAACCAGAAAUCACGAUAGGGACCAUUCCGGGAGGGGGAGGGACACAAAGACUUAUUCGUGCGAUCGGCAAAGCACGAGCCAUGGAGAUGAUCCUGACAGGAGAGCAGAUGACAGCAGAAGAGGCGUUGAGGUCUGGCCUCGUUGCCAAAGUGUUUCCAAAGGAGGAGACGGUUGCCAAGGCGAUCGAGACGGCCGAGAAGAUUUCUUCCUUCUCACAGAAUCACGUCAUUAUGGCAAAAGAGGCUGUGAAUCAGGCCUACGAGGUCGGACUACAGCAGGGACUGCUCUUCGAGCUCCGAUCGUUCUGGACUACUUUUGCCACGGAAGAUCAGAAGGAAGGGAUGGCUGCAUUCAUCGAGAAAAGGAAACCAAACUUUCGAGACCAGUAA
Molecule: messenger RNA, 874 nt
Organism: Guillardia theta CCMP2712
Lineage: Eukaryota; Cryptophyceae; Pyrenomonadales; Geminigeraceae
Exons: 8
Coding region: 17-874 (285 amino acids)
Biological process (GO): fatty acid beta-oxidation
Cellular component (GO): mitochondrion
Molecular function (GO): enoyl-CoA hydratase activity
Source: RefSeq, a predicted model, not a curated record